Molecule: messenger RNA, 1365 nt
Organism: Alligator sinensis (Chinese alligator)
Lineage: Eukaryota; Metazoa; Chordata; Crocodylia; Alligatoridae
Gene: CSPG5
Product: chondroitin sulfate proteoglycan 5
Exons: 4
Biological process (GO): nervous system development
Source: RefSeq, a predicted model, not a curated record
CCGCCCUCGGAGCAGACGGCCUCCGAGAUCAUCGACAUCGACUACUACGAUCUCUUCGACGGGGACAGCCGCGGCGGGGUCGAGGGCCUGGAUGACUUCGCGGCCGGGGGCCCCGGUGCGGCCAAGAAGCCGGGCGACAAGGCCUCGUCCUGGUCCCUCCACGAGCUCUACGACGACUUCACGCCCUUCGACGAGUCCGACUUCUACCCCACCACCUCCUUCUACACCGACGGCGAUGAGGAGGGCGAGGAUGACGAGCUGGACGAGCCGGAGGAGGACGAGGAGGAAGACGAGGAGGAGGACGGGGGCGCCGGGCUGGCCAGGGACUUGGAGGACGAGAAUGGCCGUGUGGCGCCCACCCCGGCCGUGCCCAAGACCCUGGCGGCCGAACCCACCAGCCGUCGCUUCGUCGUGCCCCCGCUGCAGACCUUCGUCGUGGCCGGGCCUGGUGCCACCGCCCGGCCGCACCCCAGCAAGGACCUGAGCCCGGCAUCCGUGGCAGGAGAGAACGGCACCGAGUGCCGCAGCGGCUACGUGCGGCACAACAACUCCUGCAAGUCCGUAUGCGACAUCUUCCCCAGCUACUGCCACAACGGGGGCCAGUGCUACCUGGUGGAGAGCCUGGGAGCCUUCUGCAGGUGCAACACCCAGGACUACAUCUGGCACAAGGGCAUGCGCUGCGAGUCCAUCAUCACCGACUUCCAGGUGAUGUGCGUGGCCGUGGGCUCGGCCGCCCUCGUCGUGCUGCUGCUCUUCAUGAUGACCGUCUUCUUCGCCAAGAAGCUCUAUCUGCUCAAGACCGAGAACAACAAGCUGCGCAAGACCAAGUACCGGACGCCGUCGGAGCUGCACAACGACAACUUCUCGCUGUCCACCAUUGCCGAGGGCUCCCACCCAAAUGACGACCCGGCGGCUCCCCACAAGCUGCAGGAGUCGCUGAAACCCUGCACGAAGGAAGAGGAGUCCUUCAACAUCCAGAACUCCACGUCGCCCAAGCACGACAGCGGCAAGGGGGAGCCGGACGAGGCCGAGGUGAACUGUCUGCAGAACAACUUGACAUGAAGGCAACGGAGAGGGAGGAGAGCUCACACGCAUCCCGUGUCCUCACGUACCCAUCUUGUGUCUCAUAACCGUGCGUCCCGUCCCCCCCCAGCCCCCCGGGUCCAUGGCAUGCUUUGGUGUAUGUUGUACAGAGGAAACCAACCACGUAACAAUGAUCGUACGCAAACGAAGAAGAAUCCAGACGCUCGUCCGGCGCGUCGUGUCCGUUGGGUCUGUGCUCUGUCUGUGUCUCGCUCGGGUUAGCUCCACCGCUGUGAUUUCUAAAUCUUUGCUGUGACGCGACUGACUUUUUUUGUACUUUUA